CACAGUCGAAGGGCCAAUCGUUGUGGUCAGAGCAAAUCCAUUGUUCUCGUUGCAGAACAGCCGAAAGUGUGCCACACCCUCAAAAAAAGCAUGCCGCUCCGUUUCUUUUACUGAUUACCCGCCGAGCCAGUUUCCUUCGGACCUCGCCGCCCGGUAGAAGUGCAUGACUGAUGUGCCGGAAGCAUCACCGACGGGAAAGCGUCGAAGCAGCCCGCCGGAGAAUCAUCUUUCGAAAGUCCUUAGCGAUGGUGGGAGUUCUGAAGCGGUACCUGAUGCCAAGCGGUUGCGACGGGACGCAGGGCAAAAACCAUGGAUGGAGCCCCUAAGUUCUGCGGAGGAGUGCGAGCUGACUCGUUUUUUGUCAACGGAGUAUCAACCGUCGCCAGGGAGCCCGCGCCGAGUGAUCCACUUCUGCGAAAUAGGGACGAGCAACUACAACACCAUCAGCCACGCGGUGUUUCCGUUGGCAGACGGGUCCUUUUCUUCGUGCAGCACUUUAUGCAAGGAUAAGGAAAAAGUUUUACGGUGACACACUUGCUGCAGCUUCAGCAACACAGUGAGUGCUGUCCUGCAUGACAAAGAAAACGCGUAAUGCGGAAAUCACGAAAAAAAGCUUUCACAGAACGAGCAUCGCAAGCAUUUUCGACAUGACAAAGGUUUUAUCUCUGUUGCUUGAGCUUGUCCCGCAACACAAUGUGUAACUGUAAGACUUUUUCUCACGAUAAGCUGGAAACUAUCACUACUACAAAAAGUGGCACAGGUGGAUGCGGGAGCCGGCUGAGAAUAUCUAUGGGCUGGCGGUUGACGUGAUCCCUUGGGUCCUGCAGGAACUACCGCAGCAUAGCAACCUCAACCUGGCCAAUGUGGCGAUGGUUGGGGUUCCGCGGGGGCGGGACGUACACGAGGCGUCGCCGGCAGAGGAAGACCGGCGGGGAGAGCAGCCCGGCAGUCUGCCGACAGGCAAGACGGAAAAAGCGCCGCAGUGUUCGGCCACGGAUCACGAAGCUUCGUAUGUCGUGGCGUUGGAGAAAUAUUCCAAGCCCGCCACAGUUAUCCUCUGCGGAUCUGUCUGGGUCCAGAUAGAGUGACGCUUUAUGCAAUAUGAAUCUUUUGCAUGACAAACUCAGAAAAAUGUAUUAACGAAUUCAAAAUGCAGCACAUGGCUCCACGUGGUAAAAUGCAUCCUAUCCCAAUUAAUAUGUGCGAAAAAUGCCGAAGAUCAGGCAUAAAGAUACGCUGUGUCCUGUUCUAGCUCUAGCUCUAACCAUUAAUUUAAAUUCAUGAUGAGAGAUUGAGCGCAGUGAGAAAAGCUAGCUGCGCCUGCGCCCACCGGUGUCUUUUCCUGCAGGGUUGCGCGAGGCUGGAGCCGCGGAUCAUGAUCGGUCUGCUUCCCGUAGGCAAACGGCAGGUUUAGGCCGGCGCUUAAGGCGUUGGUGAAGACGUUCAUCACCAGCAGACCACAAGAACGCAAAAGUUAUGAAGUGCUCUGCUCGUUCCUUCUUCCUCCUAACCUUUUCUUUCUUCUUCCUCCUAACCUCCUCUUCUAUUCUGCAAAUCUGUCAUGCUUAUUUGCCUCUCUGCACACAACUGCCCUCUCCUUCUUCUCGCUCAAGCCCUAAAUAUCCACUUCCAGAAUUGCACUCACGAUAGCAAGUUCCAAAGCACGAAAAUUCAUGCUUUCAAACCAGGAUCUAUUUUUCCUAGCGUAGUAUAAUUUUUGCUUUAGGUAUUCUUAGGUAGUUUACUUCAAAUGCUUUUAUUGUUGUAACUCUCUCAAUAGAGAUCCUUGCGGGGGGAAUGACCACGCUUCGCAUGAUAAUCCAGACCCGGAUGGAUUUGCAAUGCAUACCAGUCUACUUCGUACCAAAGGACAAGAUUGUGGAACUGGAAAAGUCGUGGCGAACGGGCUGCGCGUGCUCUCUCCAUCAGCGAGCGAAAUGCUGGACCUGCUACCACACGGGACAGCUCGCAACCGCUUGCGCCAGCGUGAACCAGCGACCCAGCUUAUCCCGUGUAAAAACGUAGCCACCCCAGAGUUGUCAUGCAGAUUUGCAAUGACAGGAACACUUGUAAUGCGCUUCCCCAUGAAAGGCAUUUCCAAUCGUGUUUCGGCAUUUGUAAUGCUGUGACCAGGAUGAGCAGAUGGAUUUCUGAUGCAGCUGGCCUUGCGAACCUGCACUACACUACGGACUGCAACUUGUGAUGCGUGACCCCCAAAAGUUCUAGGUUUAUGUUGCAAAAUCCCCAUCUCGACUCUGGGGUGGGGACGUUUUUACACAGGAUACAGCUACUUCUACGGGCGGUUGCAGCGACUCGGGAUAGUGGACGCCGAGAGUUCUAAAACGGUCCCUGCGGUUAGCUACACGCAGUUGCUGGCAGUCUACAACGUUCAGCGCCCGGAGUUGCUCCAGUUAGACUGUGAGGGCCUGGACUUCGACAUAAUGAGGAGCGUGCGCCGGCACUGUUUAACAUACGGCCCAGAAGCAAGGCCGAAACAGAUAGUCUUCGAAGGGACGUCUGGAAGGCGCUACGUAGAGGAAGCGACGGAACUGAUUCGCCAGUUUCUCCAGUUGGGCUACGUGCUAGAGUUCGAUCCGUUCUACGACGGAGACGACGAAGUGGAGGACGAGGAAAAAACCGGCGUGCGGAACAUCUCGCUGAUUCUCGACGGGCUUACUGUGUCCCAGUAGACGCAGCGACUCCGAACUUGAGACUGCGAACUUGAGUCCUUGAGUUUGUCGCCACAAAAGGCGUGCUCUGUGAAAGAUCAUGCCCAAGUUCCUCUGUGAAAGAUCAUGCCCCGGCACAAGUUUCUUCGCUAUACCUACCAGCGAGCUCAUCCGUAUUUCUUUCUUAUCAUGUCCCCAUUCGCAAAAAUGGGCUCCAGGCCGCACUCGCCUUGGUCAGUUCGAUUUUCAGUUUUUACGAUUAAGUAAGUACAGUCGAAUGAGUACGCCGUGCUUACGCCAUAAGCACGAAGCGAAGAGCAUAAGAAGUGAUGCGAUCAAUAAGGUGACCCGUAGCGCUGGCAACAUCCGCCGGAUAUGUCUCCCAUUUUUCGAAGUGUG
Amoebophrya sp. A120 is the source of this 3068-nucleotide messenger RNA. Lineage: Eukaryota; Dinophyceae; Syndiniales; Amoebophryaceae. The record is from the annotation of a GenBank genome assembly.